AUGGCAGCAGUCAAUCCAGAUCUACAGUUUGUUUCGAUUUUUGGGAAGAGUAUCAUCCUCAACGCGGUCAAUCUUUUGACCGGGGGUAUCCUCUACGGGAUAUACAUAAUUUUAUUUUGCACUGCUGCGACUGUUCUGUGCCACCGAGAAGGCAACGGAAAAGCAAAAGCUAUGUUGCUGGUGGCCAUCGUCACGAUGUUCAUCAUGUCGUCCUUUGGUUUCUGGACCGACGUCACCAUAUUCUUUGCCGGCAUCCGAGAUAUCUUGGUUGGUAACAUCGGUCAGCCUUUCGGGUAUAAGCAAGUCGUAUUCACGGAACAAUUCAAAAAUCUGGACUCUGUCAAGCAAGUUAUGCUUCCUUUCGAGAUCGUGGUAGGAGAUUCAAUUGUUAUCUGGAGGGCUUGGGCUCUCUCUGCUGGAAACCGAAAAAUUGUUGUCAUUCCCUUGCUACUUCUGAUUGGAUCGGCCGCCUGCUCAUUCGCGUUCUUGGGUUGCUUUUCCCAGCAUGACUGGCCCAUCGUCAACCCAGAUACGUGCAACUCAAUUGAAAUUUCGGCGUUCAGCCUGUCAAUCGCGACGAAUAUGUCGGCUACAAUUGUUAUCGGAUUUAAAUUCUGGUGCUUCUCCAUCGUUGCCUGCGUUGACUAG
This is a messenger RNA of Marasmius oreades (fairy-ring Marasmius), 648 nucleotides long. RefSeq lists its product as uncharacterized. The record is from RefSeq and is a predicted model, not a curated record. The coding region runs from base 1 to 648 and encodes 215 amino acids. NCBI's taxonomy places the organism in Eukaryota, Fungi, Basidiomycota, Agaricomycetes, Agaricales, Marasmiaceae. The transcript has 5 exons.